AUGACGCGAGCAUCUGUCCUCGCUGCGCCGCAGAAUACCGACGUAAUUACGCCCCGGGGGCAAAUAUUUGCAGUGAAUGUGAAUGAGGAGCGGCGCGUGCAGUACAGUGCCUUCAACGGCCGAAAUCCCGCCACUGCAAUAAAGACGGCGCCCCAGACCAAGAGGCGACGCCGCAGGAGGAGGAGGCGACAGUGUCCUGCAACCGCGGCGAGCAACGGAGGGGCAGCAGCGAGAGGAGGAGGCAACGCCGCGCGAACAACGGCGGCACCCGGAGGAGAUUCGAAGACGGCCACCGCUCACGUGCGGCUGCCCUCACCCACCGCCUGUGGCAAGGGCGGAGGAGGAGGACGGCAGCGCGACGCAGCGAAUGGGAAGACGGCGGCGACAGCUGGUCCCGACGUCGAGUCGGCCCUCCGGGAGGCGGAAUCACGAUUCCGCAUGGUUCUCCAUGCGGAGAUGGAGGCCGCCUGCCUCACUCUACGUGAAUCCCUUAGCCGCAACACCAACAAGAAGGAGGCGCAGCACCAAGACGACAGGCUGGCAACAACAGCAGCACAGCCCAGUCGCGACCAGGCCACACAAACGGCCUGGCCUAAGAAGAUGACAAUAAGUCGAGCCGCACAGGCCUCGUUAGAAGGCAAGGGAGAAGCGGUUGCACGUCAGGACUCAAGCGUCCAAACCAAGGAGUUCGUCAACUGCAGGGCGGAACUUGUGAACGGCGAACUCCUGGACGACGACAGCCCGCGAGACGAGUACCAGAUGAGCUUCCUGCAAAGCAAGGAGCUCAUAAGAAGAAAGGCGGAAGCCAGAGAAGAGGAGUUCAGAAGAAGGCAAGAGGAGCAAGAGGCGGAGCGUGACAGAAGACGCGAAGCCGCCCUUGCCCGCCGUGAACGCCAGCGCCAACGCUGGCAACACGGCAAAUAA
Schistocerca nitens (vagrant locust) is the source of this 924-nucleotide messenger RNA. RefSeq lists its product as uncharacterized. Bases 1 to 924 code for a protein of 307 amino acids. Lineage: Eukaryota; Metazoa; Arthropoda; Insecta; Orthoptera; Acrididae. The record is from RefSeq and is a predicted model, not a curated record. The transcript has 2 exons.